ACCCAAUCUGCAAACAUGAAGUUCUUCGUCGUUGCUGCCCUGGUGGCCGUGGCUGCCGCCGCCCCCUCCACCCCCUACAGCCCCCGGCCGGCCUACCACCCGGCCCCAGCCUACGCACCGGCCCCCGCCUACCACCAGCCGUCCUACAAGGAGCCCGCUCAGCCGUACCAGUUCGACUACGCCGUCAACGACCACUACUCGGGCGCCGUCUUCUCGCAGAACGAGAACAGCGACGCCAAGAACGUCAACGGCUACUACUCGGUCAACCUGCCCGACGGCCGUGUGCAGACGGUCAAGUACGUGGAGCUGCAGCAGGGCUACGGAGGCUACAACGCCGAGGUGACCUACGAGGGCGAGGCCCGCUACGACGAGUACAAGCCCAGCUACAAGCCCAGCUACAAGCCCGCUUCGUACGCCGCUCCGUCCUACCAGCCCGCCUACAAGCCUGCCUACAAGCCCGCCUACAAGCCCGCCUACAAGCCCGUCUACCAGCCCGCCUACAAGCCGCAUCAGUCGCCAAAGACCCAAUCUGCAAACAUGAAGUUCUUCGUCGUUGCUGCCCUGGUGGCCGUGGCUGCCGCCGCCCCCUCCACCCCCUACAGCCCCCGGCCGGCCUACCACCCGGCCCCCGCCUACGCACCGGCCCCGGCCUACCACCAGCCGUCCUACAAGGAGCCCGCUCAGCCGUACCAGUUCGACUACGCCGUCAACGACCACUACUCGGGCGCCGUCUUCUCGCAGAACGAGAACAGCGACGCCAAGAACGUCAACGGCUACUACUCGGUCAACCUGCCCGACGGCCGUGUGCAGACGGUCAAGUACGUGGCUGACCAGCAGGGCUACGGAGGCUACAACGCCGAGGUCACCUACGAGGGCGAGGCCCGCUACGACGAGUACAAGCCCAGCUACAAGCCCGCUUCGUACGCCGCUCCGUCCUACCAGCCCGCCUACAAGCCUGCCUACAAGCCCGCCUAUAAGCCCGCCUACAAGCCCGCCUACCAGCCGGCCUACAAGCCCGCUUACAACUAAAGUUCUUUGAACUGAGCUUUUCUUUCUAUUU
This is a messenger RNA of Amphibalanus amphitrite, 1060 nucleotides long. RefSeq names its product adhesive plaque matrix protein-like. NCBI's taxonomy places the organism in Eukaryota, Metazoa, Arthropoda, Thecostraca, Balanomorpha, Balanidae. The record is from RefSeq and is a predicted model, not a curated record. Gene Ontology annotation, cellular component: extracellular matrix.